GUUCAAUUUAUCGGAGAUAUUGGGAGAGAUCGAGCAGACGACCUGUUGGCCAAAUAUACAUAUACACACACAUCUACGGAAAAAGAAAGAAGGAUUGUCAUGGCUUCAACCGCUGCUGUGCCGUUUUGGAGAUCAGCCGGGAUGACUUAUAUAUCGUAUUCGAACAUAUGUGCCAGCCUUGUGAGGAACUGUCUCAAGGAACCCUACAAGUCCGAAGCUAUCAGUCGGGAGAAGGUCCAUUUCUCCAGCACCAAAUGGACCGAUGGCAAACCUGAGAAACCUACUAUUCGGUCGGAUUCUCCUGAUGAAUGAAGGCAGGAAGAUGUUACAUUUUGCAAUUUUUACUGAAGUUGAUCAAGGUCAUGCUUGUUGAAUAUUGAGGCCUUGUUUCUUGAAAAAUGUUGGCAAUAAUAAAUUUUUUAGUCAUUUUUGAAUGGAUUUUGUGUGUUACUUUUUCCUAUGUAAAAUUACAAGCAGAUUGCAUUUUGAUGAAAUGCGAGGUUUUCUUUAGUA
Molecule: messenger RNA, 513 nt
Organism: Lactuca sativa (garden lettuce)
Lineage: Eukaryota; Viridiplantae; Streptophyta; Magnoliopsida; Asterales; Asteraceae
Product: ATP synthase subunit epsilon, mitochondrial
Biological process (GO): proton motive force-driven mitochondrial ATP synthesis
Cellular component (GO): mitochondrial inner membrane
Molecular function (GO): proton-transporting ATP synthase activity, rotational mechanism
Source: RefSeq, a predicted model, not a curated record